Molecule: messenger RNA, 4574 nt
Organism: Tachysurus vachellii
Lineage: Eukaryota; Metazoa; Chordata; Actinopteri; Siluriformes; Bagridae
Gene: scaf8
Product: SR-related CTD-associated factor 8
Exons: 20
Coding region: 128-3889 (1253 amino acids)
Cellular component (GO): nucleus
Molecular function (GO): RNA binding
Source: RefSeq, a predicted model, not a curated record
CAUGCAGCCUGCUCCUGCUCCUGCUGCUCAGGCUCCAGCUCCAUCCCCCGGGCCGUGACGAGCAGAGGGCGAGAAAAAAAAAACCCAGAUAUUCACUGCUAUUGAACAACAACAGAUAUCGAGCAUCAUGGAGGCUGUUAAAGCGUUUAAUGUAGAGCUCUACUCUCUGAACGAAUACAAGCCUCCGAUCUCCAAAGCCAAGAUGACCCAGAUCACCAAGUCGGCCAUUAAAGCGAUAAAGUUCUACAAACAUGUGGUACAGAGUGUGGAGAAGUUCAUUCAGAAGUGCAAGCCUGAGUACAAGGUCCCGGGUCUGUACGUCAUCGACUCGAUCGUGCGUCAGUCACGGCAUCAGUUUGGCCAGGAGAAGGAUGUGUUCGCGCCACGCUUCAGCAAGAACAUCAUCUCUACCUUCCAGAACCUCUACAGAUGCCCCUCUGAUGAUAAGAGCAAGAUUGUCCGAGUGCUAAACCUGUGGCAGAAAAACAUCGUGUUCAAAAGUGACAUCAUCCAGCCGUUACUGGACAUGGCAGUGGGAAUCCCGCCCCCGAGUGUCACGCCUGUUUCUGCCAGCACCGCUGUUCCUGUUAACAACGCCACUCCUGGCACUCCUGCUACUCCGGCCACUCCAGCCAACAUCAUGCCCAGUUUACCAGACUGGGCGUCUCAGAUCUCCAACUCAGACACUGUGGCAGCUGUAGCACAGAUCCUACAGAGCCCUCAAGGGCAGCAGUUGCAGCAGUUGGUGCAGAGUCUGCAGCUGCAGCAGCAGAAGCCUCAGCCGUCUCUCCUGCAGGCGCUGGAUGCCGGUCUGGUGGUUCAGCUGCAGGCCCUGACCGCUCAGCUCACAGCGGCAGCAGCCAACACACUCCCACUCGAGCAGAGAGUCUCCUCCUUCAACAAGAAACUCUUGGGACAGUUUGACUUUGGCGGCGAGUCCGAACCCAGUGACGAUUCUAAAAAGGACACGGCGGCACCUCAGUUGCCACUGGUUUCAGAGUCCAUUAACAACUCCCUGUUCCAUCAGUUGGCCGAGCAACUCCAGCAGCAGAACCUCGAACAGUUUCAAAAACAAAUCCUAGAGCACCAACAGCAUCAGCAGAAGUCCAUCGGUCUGGAGAGCCAGGAGAGCAUCUUCGGUCCCGAGAACUCGGCCCCUCCACCACAGAGCAACAUCCAACCACAGCUCCAAGAACAGGAAAACAAACUGGACGAUUCUAUUGACAACCAACAACAGGACAUGGACCUGGACGAGGGACAGGACACUGUAGAUGAGGAUAUGUUUGAGUCGGAUGAGAAGAAAACCAGCGGUACUCGUUCCAGAACACACUCUCGGUCUCGCUCCAGGUCCCCGAAGAGGAGGAGGUCAAGGUCACGCUCAGGGUCUCGAAAGCGGAAACACCGAAAACGGUCACGCUCGCGGUCCAGAGAGAGAAAAAGGAAAUCGUCUCGCUCCUACUCUAGUGAGCGACGUGCACGAGAGAGAGAAAAGGAGCGGCAGAAGAAAGGCCUUCCUCCCAUUCGCUCCAGAUUUCUCAGCGUGUGUAGCACUACUUUGUGGGUGGGUCAAGUGGACAAGAAGGCCACACAGCAAGACCUUACCAACCUUUUUGAAGAGUUCGGCCAGAUUGAAUCCAUCAACAUGAUUCCUCCUAGAGGAUGUGCUUAUAUCUGUAUGGUGCAUCGACAGGACGCUUUUCGUGCACGACAGAAAUUAAGCACCGGCUCGUACAAAAUCGGGUCAAAGGUUAUAAAGAUCGCCUGGGCGCUUAAUAAGGGUGUGAAACAGGAAUACAAGCAGUUCUGGGACGUAGAUCUUGGAGUGACCUACAUCCCCUGGGAGAAGGUCAAACUAGACGACCUGGACGGCUUUGCAGAAGGAGGAAUGAUUGACCAGGAAACAGUUAACGGUGAAUGGGAAGCUCAGAAGAAUACAGAAACACCGAAGGAACCCCAGGUUCAGCCGGUGUCUGCUGAAAGCACCUCAGCCAGCACCUCACAGAAUGAAACCUUCACGCAGCAGGUCACCAUGAUGCCUGUGCAGAUCCCAGUGGCACAGACGGUCCCUGCGGUCGGCCUGGUCCCGCCCGCUUAUCCUGUCACCAUGACGAUGCCUCCACCUGGCUACGGUCCCCCACCUCCCUUUCUCAGGGCAGGAUUCAACGCUACGCAGCCUCCACCAGGUUUCAUGGCCACUUCCAGCGUAGCUCCGUCUGCUGGUCUCGGUUCAGCACCAACACCACUGGUACAGCCUAAUCAAGACAGCAACAAGGAGUCAACAUUCGGAGCGAUGCUCCCUCAGACGAGCACCAUCCCAGCAAGCUUCAUGCCCUCGGGAAUGCCUGGAGCAGUGUUCAAUCCUGUGGGAGCUCAAGCACAACAGGCCAGCAAUGACAAGUCAACUGUAUCUGGAGAGAGUUUAGACACACCUAAUGAAAUAACGCUACAGGGAAUGCAGAAUGCAGUGCGUAGUGGGAUGGGUUUACUAGGCAUGCACCCUUCUGCAUCUCUCUCUCACCCUCUCACCGGUCAGAGGAUGCCCGGGCUGCUGCCUCUCGACUUGCGGCCAAACCUCCUUCAGGGAGCUGGGGCUCGUUUCCCUAUGCUCAUGCAGCAAGGCCUGGCGCAGCAAGCCAACAGCCUCCUGGACACCUCGCUUCAGGCCCGUGCACGAGCCCCUUUCCCUCCAAUGGAGCACUUUAAUCGUGCAGAGGGUCCCUUUGUGAGGGCCCCCAAUCCUGCAGCUCCUCCACCAGACAACAUGGACAAAGCUAAUAAUAAUAAUAAUAAUACACCGACUACUUCAGACGGUGGAGGCCAACAAGAGGGAGAUCAGGAUUAUCGUUUCCCACCUCCUGAGAAACAGAGCACAGGCCUGCUGAGGACUCCUCCUCCUGAGAUGAGGUCGGAACCCACGCCCGUGAGAACUCCACUGUUGGAGAGACCUCCUAGAGGAGGCAUGCACUUGGAAGGCAGAGAGGGACUCGGGAGACGAGAGUCCAUGCCAGGUCCCUUUAGAGCCGAGACGCGCUGGGGUGCAGCACGUGGGGACCUGGAUGAACGAGAUAUAAGAGGAAUGUCGGCAGGACCGCCGAAGAGCCUUCAGGAUGAUCGGGGAAAUCCAAAUUUCCAAAACCGUUUUGAGAUGCGCGGCGCAGGAGCCAUGGGUGGCGUAGGGCCAGGCUGGAAUCGUGGAGGUGGACCCUUCAAUGCGAACAUGCACCAGGACUUUGAUGAUCGACGUCGACCCUGGGAGAGGCAGAAGGACCGUGAUGACCGGGACUUCCGCAGGGACGUAAGCGACAACCGGCACAGGGAGCGAGAGGGAGAACGAGACCGCGAACGAGGUCGAGAUCGGAAUCGGGAGCGAGAGAGAGACCGAGACCGAGAACAGGGUAACGAUAAGGAGAGAGACAGGGAACGAGCUGGCUGGGCGCCUCUUAAUCCCCAACCUCAACCUCUCCUCCCUCUUCCCAGACCAUCCCAACCACUACUGCCUCUGCCGACUCCUCUGCUAAACCUGCCUCCAUCUCAGCCUGAGUCACAUCCUAAACCUCUUCUACAGCACGAGCCACAACCCACAGGGAGACCAGCAGAACUGCAGCCGCCCCUGCAGUCGCAGCCUGAAAAAGAGGCCACAAUUGGCCAAGAGAAGAAAGACAACUUUAGUGACAGUGACUCUAAACAGGAAACUGACCCAGAACCCACAAACAAGUUGUCUCACCCUUCCCCGUCCGCACCUACGGACGAGCCCCUAAACGAAACACAAGCUUCAGAAGCGUCCACUUCACCGCUCGUGGCUGCAGGCGGCGGACGGACCGUGCCGAAGGAAGAAGCCGAGACUGGGACUGAGCCUGAGCUAGUGAAAACGGACACUGAGGAAACAUAAUCGUCACUCAGUAGGUAAAAAGAUUUUGUAUAGUUGUCAUCUCUGUACUUAUUUCAAAACGGCAUCCACAGGACCUGCUCAGUUCUGUCGCUCAGCAAAAAAAAGAAAGAAAAAAAAAAACGAUCAUGCCAGUUAUGUACUCUUAUCAUAGAACGCUCACAAUAGAGGAUUUCACUGGUAGGUGAUAUUUUAAUGUUUUAUUUACAUUUUUUUUCUUUCUUUUCUUUUUUUUUUCUUUUUCUUUUUUUUAUGCAACCCCACUGUUUUAAAGCUAGGUUUUAAAAUCCUUGGAAUUUGCUUGCCAAAAUGCCAAACUGUUGUGUAGCCGAACUGUAAUCUGGGGAGGGUGGGGAGCUGUGACCUUCCUAUGGAAGAGUUAAACGGAUGCUGGCUCUUUUUUUUUUUUAUCCCCUGAAGGAUUGGAUGCAGAAUGUGAGAGAGGGGGAAAGGAAAAGGAACAAAAAAAAAAAAAAAAAAGCAGUCAAGGCCUGUUCUGUGUUUUUGUUUUUUCCAACCAGCGGCUACAGAGUUUAAAAUGAAUUAAUGCCUUUGUGGUGUCCUAAUGCUUGUUGUCUUUUAAGCAAAUGAUGCGUACAGCCAAUACAGUGAGAACCGUAAUGCCGUUUUAGUUGCUUUUGAAAAGAAUCAAAAAAAACAAAAAAAUUAAAAAAUUUAUUAUGUACUA